Messenger RNA from Musca domestica (house fly), 2921 nucleotides. It is a transcript of the gene Nha1, whose product is annotated as sodium/hydrogen exchanger 9B2. The record is from RefSeq and is a predicted model, not a curated record. Gene Ontology annotation, biological process: proton transmembrane transport. Gene Ontology annotation, cellular component: membrane. The transcript has 9 exons. Gene Ontology annotation, molecular function: antiporter activity. The coding region runs from base 631 to 2673 and encodes 680 amino acids. Lineage: Eukaryota; Metazoa; Arthropoda; Insecta; Diptera; Muscidae.
AAGACUGUGCCGUGUGCUGCUUACGGUCUUGUUAGUCGAGUACUUACUGAUCGUCAACGUAAUGUGUACUUAAAUCACAUUUAUAAAUCAUUGGUUGAAUCGUUUGCUGAAUCGUCAAUUCAAAUAAUCGUAACCUAUAAAGUGUAGUACAUUUUUGACAACCAAUUCAGUCUUCUCUGCGACGGGGACGAAGUAUUAAUUCGACGACAAACGCUAGCGUUGGGAGAGAAAGGAACAAGAAUCGACUGCAAAGCAAGUGUCAAAAAUUGUUUUUGUUUGCAAAAAAUCAAAAUUUUGCAAAACACAAAAGAGUUAUAAACAAAACUUGUAAAGAGUAAAAAUUAAAGUUCCCUGUGUUGAUACAAUCGUGUAAAGAUUUCCUAAAAUCCCUCCUUUCUUCACGGCCAAACGUAUUAAACGAUUUGCAUUCAAUCAAAAACAAAAAAAUCACAUUUGCAUUUGCAACGAAUAAAAGUGAAGAAAAAAAUUGAAAUUAAUUUAAGCCGCUUGGCAGGUGCUGCAGUGUCAAACAUCACAUCACGCAAAUAACCAACUGAAAUUUUAUGAAUAAAAGCUGCCAAAAGGGAAAAUAAAUAAGAUUAAUCCGUCGAAUAUUGGCACCAUAAAAACAUGAAUGAAAAUUCAGAAAAUUUACCAAAUGGCUCCUCUGGAGGGACUGGGAAUGUUGGGAUUCCCAAUGUCAACGAUUUAAAUACCAACGGAACAAACAAAAAUACGAUUGUGAUUGACAAUCAACCUAAACGUCGUGUCAGUAUUAUCUCAGAUCCAGCGCACGAAGGCCGCAGCAGCGUUGGCGCCUAUGAUAAUCCCGCUUACGAACAAAAUCCACGUAGAAAAAUAUCACAGACCUCUGUCCAUUCCCACACAGAAAUUGGUCCCGUUAGGAGGAAAAGUAUUUUGGUUAAUGCUGGUCAUGACAAGGAAUCGGACGACGGGUCCUUACACAGUUACGACAAUCGUCCCUACAGAAGUUCAGCGCUGGAUACGCUGAAUGCCAAAAUUGCUCAACAUCAACAAUCGCAAUCUAACUACAGCAGCAAUGUUGAGGAAUCUUGGCUUUACACCUUUUGUCUGAAAUGUCGUGGCGAGGAAACAACUCCAUCAUGGGAACCACCACAUUGGCAAAAACUAUUCCCCUACCCAUUGUGUCCAUCGUUCCGACAGUUUGCCAGAAUUUUGGUUUUAAUUUUGAUCGGUGUAUUAUUAUGGAUAACUGCCUUUGUGAUUAUUGGUGAUUCAGCUGCCCCUGGUGGUCAGCUCUUCAGUUUGGUGGUACUGGCUGUAGCAGCAAAUUUCGGUGGCUAUUUAAUAUCUUUGACAACAUUGCCGCGUCUCAUUGGUAUGCUGUUGGUGGGCAUACUCUUCCAGAAUGUUGGCUGGACCAAUUUGGAAGGAGACUUCUCCAUAGUCACGGCUCACUUGCGUAAAUUUGCCUUAACAAUUAUUUUAAUUCGAGCUGGCCUCGAAAUGGAACCUGAGGCUUUCAAAAAAGUCUAUAAGACUAUUCUCAAAUUGGGCAUCAUUCCUUGGAUUGUGGAAUGUAUUAUCAUCGGGGUGACCAGCCAUUUCUUCUUGGACCUACCUUGGGUUUGGGCUUUCCUUUUGGGCUCAAUUAUUGCGGCCGUUUCUCCUGCCGUGGUGGUGCCUUGUCUUUUCCGUUUGCGCACAAAAGGCUAUGGAGUUGCCAAGGGCAUUCCAACUUUGAUUAUUGCCGUGGCUGGUAUUGACGAUGCCUUGUCUGUUGCCGUUUUUGGUAUCAUCAGCAGUGUUAUGUUUUCGGAUCGUGGUCUUGGCUAUCAAAUUUCUCAGGCCCCAGUUUGUAUUAUUGGCGGUCUGGCUUUUGGCGUAGUCUGGGGUUAUAUUGCCAGAUUCUUCCCCGAAAAAGGUGAUCCAUACGUUGUGCCCAUGCGAACCAUUAUGUUGUUUGCCGGUGGCUUGGUGGCUAUUUAUGGUAGCGAGGAAAUAGGAUACGAAGGGGCAGGACCCUUGGCUGCAGUCUUUGCUGCCUUUGUUUCAAAUCUGUUUUGGUGCAAACAGGGCUGGGAAGUUGAGGACAAUCCCGUUUCGACAGCUUUUGAAAUCUUUUGGAUGAUUUUCGAACCAAUUCUAUUUGGUAUCACUGGUUCCACUGUCAAGAUAAACGAACUUGAUCCCGAUAUUGUGUCCGUCGGUGUAGGCUGUAUUAUUGGGGCAGCUGUUUUGCGUAUACUCUGCACGGCUGGUAUUGCUUUCGGUGAUCGCCUUAAUGUCAAGGAAAAGUUCUUUGUGGCUCUUUCAUGGAUGUCUAAAGCUACCGUGCAAGCCGCUUUGGGACCCGUAGCUCUCAAAAAUUUAGAUGCGAAUGCCACGGAAAGUGAGAAACACUACGCUUAUGUUGUACAAACAAUUGCGGUUUUGUCUAUUGUAUUGACCGCUCCCUUGGGCGCCAUUUUAAUUUCGGUUUCGGGCACAAAACUUUUAACGAAAACUAGACAGCCACAAAUAACUGAAGGUUGGCGCCGCAGUCACCGCCCUUCGAUUCGUGACAUCAGUAUCAUUGACGAGGAAGAGGAACGUGAAGAUCCUGAAAUUCCCGAGGAUAAGGAAACGGCCGAUAAUACACAGACCAAUACGCACAUUCCUCCCUUCACAUUGUCUUCCUACAACAAAUAAGUUUUUUAUUCUGCGUUCACUUUCUGUAUUUUUUGUCUUUUUCCUGUAAGCUUUAGCAUAAAGGUCAUCCAUGCUAUGGCAUCUGCAUUCUUAGCUACCUUUCCAGUAUACAUUUUCUUGAAAUUAAUUCCAGUGAAUUCAUUCCAGAUAAUGUUCUUGUCCUGCAUUGUUGUUAUGUUAUAUGUUAAGUUAAAUGUUAAUUUAAAAAAUAAUGAAUGUAAAUAAAUGUUUAAAACAACAACAAUUAA